Scatophagus argus is the source of this 2596-nucleotide messenger RNA. RefSeq names its product nudix (nucleoside diphosphate linked moiety X)-type motif 4a (gene nudt4a). Bases 568 to 1137 code for a protein of 189 amino acids. Gene Ontology annotation, molecular function: bis(5'-adenosyl)-pentaphosphatase activity; bis(5'-adenosyl)-hexaphosphatase activity; endopolyphosphatase activity. The record is from RefSeq and is a predicted model, not a curated record. Gene Ontology annotation, cellular component: nucleus; cytoplasm. The transcript has 5 exons. NCBI's taxonomy places the organism in Eukaryota, Metazoa, Chordata, Actinopteri, Scatophagidae. Gene Ontology annotation, biological process: diphosphoinositol polyphosphate metabolic process; diadenosine hexaphosphate catabolic process; adenosine 5'-(hexahydrogen pentaphosphate) catabolic process.
GGGUGGAAGAUCUUCUGAGCGGCCCUUGAAAGCAGCAUUCCAGAGACACACACACAUCACUCACGCGCACGACGGUUUUUGAAGAUUACCAGGCAACCGCGCUGACAAAAACGGCAGCAUGAGCUGACGACUUGAUCAACUGGACUGUCUGGCUUUUAUAAAUCUCCCUCCUAAUGAUGAGUAUAAAACUCUGUGUAACCUGGGAGCUGACAGGCAGCCUGUUGCGCAGCUCUAAGGUCAGCUGCUAGCUACUCACCGACCACAGAUGAGAGCGUGUGUUGAAUCAUGCGUGGUGACAGCAGCGCUGAACCACCAUGGUAGGUAGCUACAAUAUACGACCAGAUACAGCGUGACAUUGCCCAGAAAUGAAUGGACCGAGUCCACACGUUGUAACUUGGAUUAUCUGAAGAAGGUUGAGCUGGGGAAGAUUUCGGAGAUUUGCGUUCCCCCUCAGCGUGUCUCCUACAGCCGAAGCCACUUUCUCCAUCGUCUGAUUGAGUCCUGAUUUUCGCUUUUCCCCACCAAGUUUUUUUUCCCCCAAGAUUCCUCGACGAUUGGUAGAUAUAAAUGAUGAAGUUUAAGCCCAACCAGACCAGGACGUACGACGGCGAAGGGUUCAAAAGAAGAGCGGCUUGUUUGUGUUUCAGAAAUGAGAAAGAGGACGAGGUGAUACUGGUGAGCAGCAGUCGACAUCCAGACCAGUGGAUUGUGCCAGGAGGAGGAAUGGAGCCUGAGGAGGAGCCCUGUGGAGCUGCAGUCAGGGAGGUGUAUGAAGAGGCUGGUGUGAAGGGAAAGCUCGGCAGACUACUUGGGAUAUUUGAGCACAAUCAGGACAGGAAGCACAGGACAUACGUCUAUACCCUCAUAGUAACGGAGACUCUUGAAGACUGGGAGGACUCUGUCAACAUUGGGAGGAAGAGGAAGUGGUUCAAAGUUGACGAAGCCAUCAGGGUCCUGCAGAGUCACAAGCCUGUCCAUGCAGAGUACCUGCGCAAACUCACAGACACCUGCAACCCCACCUGCAGUCCCACGUGUAGCCCGACCAAUGGCAACACACCGAGCUCCCAAAUGAUGGACAACAACACACCACAAUACGUUGUUUGCUCCACACAGGGCUCUGACUUAGUCAACAGAUAGGGUCAUCACCAGCAGCAGACAUUCUUCUAAGAGGACGAAAGGAUGGACCUAUCAUCUGAGAAAGACUGAAUAGAUUAGAUUUUUAAUGCAGCCUCCUAAUAUGUACAGAAUGGACUUUCUUGGAGUUGAUUUGACACCGAUUUCGAGUGGGCUUGAAAAGUGCCAAAAUGUUUUCCUAAUAUAUUUUAAGAUUUUAUAUGGAUAUUUUUUAACAACCAUCGCCAGCUGACAGAGCAAAUGUGUUCCUGUAAAGCAUUCAGCUACUUUUUUUUUCCAGAUUUUCUUAGUGUGUUGCUUAUGCAAUGUAAAGGUCCAUUUUAGUCCUGCAGAAUAUUUAACUAGCAGUGCACCAAGUGUUUGGAUGGUUUCCUGAAGGCCAGUACUGGGAAAUGUUAGCUCUUAGAGGAAGUCGUAUCCCCCACAGUGACUCAGUGCCAAAUAAUGCCCUUUACAAGCUGUUUUGAAUAGGACUAGCUACAUGUGUGCUAAUAUUUUAUUACAAGUAAUUUUUUUGUGAAUUGUGAUGACACUUUUUGGGAGUAAAACUAAAGUGAUUUCCCUGGAGCUCAUGUCUUGUGAGCUAUUUCACCUGAAGAGAACCGAGGGCAAAGUCUGCUUUGACACAAGAGUGAACAACAUUGUUCCUCCUGUAAUUAUUGCCUUUAAGGUUUACACAGUAUCAUCUCAAAUCACUAGUAACACUGUAAUAAAGGUGAGGUGAAUAGAAACUUAAAUAGUCUUUCCUCAAACAUCCCUUUAUUUGUACAUAUAUUUAAGUUGUCAGGGUCAGCAAAUGAUGGUAUAUUGGCGCAGUUAGAUAAAUAUCAGCUUUUGUGUAGAGGAACAGAGCUGCAUUUAAAAAUAAUUUGCAAAUGUGCCAAAAAAAGACUAUAUUUAACUCUAAGAACACAGAUGGUGUUGUUCAAGAAAUUACAAUGUGUUUUAGUUUGAUUCUUAUAAGUGCCUUUGUAAACAUAAUCGUAAAUUGAGUUUUGCUUUGUUUUGUUUUUUCUAGACACUGUGCACCUAAAAGCACUGACUGGGAGCAGUACAAUCUGUCUUACAGACACCAGCCCCUCAGCCUUUAUAGUUGAACAACAGGAUGCUGAAGGAAACCUAGAAUAGUUGUUACCACUGAAUGUACAUUAUGUAGUAUGUUUUAACUGAAUUUAUUAUUUAUGUUUCAUUGGGCAAUACCCAUGAUGUACAGGAAACUAUGACAGGAAGUCAUGUUCAGUGUGUAGGUCAGAUAGUCUGUCACCACGCUUGAAAAUAAGAGCAAAAUUAUGUGAUAAAUUCAGCUUCUGGACUAUUAUUGCCUUGUAAGGAGCAUAGAGAUCAUUGAAUCAUUGAUUGACCAUUUUUUUCUAUUUGUGCUUGUGUGACUGGAAUUCUCUGUUGUGCACCAACAUGUUGUAUAUAAAACCUCAAAAUAAAAUAAAAAUGUAUAUUGAUCAUC